This is a messenger RNA of Ipomoea nil (Japanese morning glory), 858 nucleotides long. RefSeq names its product NEP1-interacting protein-like 1. The coding region runs from base 476 to 784 and encodes 102 amino acids. The record is from RefSeq and is a predicted model, not a curated record. The transcript is spliced from 2 exons. NCBI's taxonomy places the organism in Eukaryota, Viridiplantae, Streptophyta, Magnoliopsida, Solanales, Convolvulaceae.
CAUAUUCUCUCAAUCUGUGAUCUGGGUGUUUGGAUUUCAUUUGCUUUGAUUAUGAAGUUUUGUUCUUGAAACUCCAGUAUUUGAUUCAGGGUGGGUUUCCAAUUGUGGGCCUUUUAGAUAUUUAGGAAAAUUAACCAAACAAGGAAGAAUCAUUUUCCAAUUAGGUACAGCUUUUAGAUGUUUCAAAAACUGAGCAAAAAGGGAAGAAUCUUUGAAGUUAUUUGCCAAACAAAAAUACAGAAAGGAAUAGUCUUUUGAAAUAUUUUCCAGAUAUCAUCGUACCUUAUGGUUUCUUAAAGCAGAAAGGCUUGCUUUCACUGCAUUUAUCUUUGUUAUGUGGAUGGUUGUGUGUUGAAAUUUUCAUAUGUGGAGAGGGGCAUCUCUUUUCAUAUAUCAUAAACUGCUUUGAAUAUUCACUGUCCUUACUAAUCAAGGAAUUGGGUUUGUUCAGGCAGUUGGAACCUUGUUAGGAGCAAUGACUGGAGCUCUGAUAGGGCAAGAGACGAAGAACGGCUUAAUUAGAGGCGCUGCAGUUGGCACUGUCUCCGGAGUUGUUUUCUCUCUCGAGGUCUUCGAAUCAUCGCGGCUGUUGUGGCAGUCAGAUGAAUCCGGGAUCGAGUGUCUCCUGUAUUUGAUUGAUGUGAUUGCAAGCCUGUUAAGCGGUAGACUUGUUCGUGAGAACAUGAAGCUGACUCUAUACUGCACUCAGCAUUGCAGGACCAUAGCAGAUAUAAUGAGAUAUAAUGAAAUGACGCAAAUACCCUCAUCUCAAAUGGCCAUCUAACGGGAAUGCUGAUGGAGGACCAAAAUUGUCCUCGUCACAAUAAGUGUGUCCAUAAAUUGUCUAAAUUUUUUAUA